Phaethon lepturus (White-tailed tropicbird) is the source of this 424-nucleotide messenger RNA. RefSeq names its product tRNA methyltransferase 10 homolog B (S. cerevisiae) (gene TRMT10B). The annotation marks the transcript as partial. NCBI's taxonomy places the organism in Eukaryota, Metazoa, Chordata, Aves, Phaethontiformes, Phaethontidae. Gene Ontology annotation, cellular component: nucleoplasm; nucleus. The record is from RefSeq and is a predicted model, not a curated record. Gene Ontology annotation, molecular function: tRNA binding. The transcript is spliced from 4 exons. Gene Ontology annotation, biological process: tRNA N1-guanine methylation.
GAAACAAGCCGCCUUGCCUCGCAAAUCAGGAGACUCUACGGGGCAAACAGGCGGGCUGAGAAGCCGUUUUGGCUCUGUCUGACGGAAUUUGUGGUGGGCUCGUUGAUCUAUGAGGAGUGUUUCCGCAUGAACGACGGCUUCUCCAAUUAUUUGAUGGACACAACUCAAGAAAGUUUCCUGGACCUGUUUCCUUUAGAUGUAAUUGUUUAUCUCACUCCUGACUCUGAGAAUGUCCUUGAAGAUAUUGAUCCAAAUAAAGUAUACGUCCUCGGAGGCCUGGUGGAUGAAAGUAUUCACAAGAAGCUGACUCUGCAAAGGGCACAAGAGCAGUCCUUGCAAACAGCCCGCCUCCCUAUUCGUGAGUACAUGGUGAAAACUGUUAACAGCAAGAACUACCACUCGGAGACACUGGCAAUUAAUCAAG